AUGACAGCCCCCAUCACCCUGUCCUCGCUGGACGACCUCUCGACGCACCUCCUUCCCUCCACCCCGGCCGGAUAUCUACGAUACCUCCUCAUAACGACAUUGCGGCGGAAGGGAUUCGACGGCGCAGAAGCGGGUGCGCUAGGGGAAAUGGAGAGGCUGGUAGAGAGCCAUAUUCAGCGCCUCUUCGAGACGGCGUCAGAGUAUGCGGAGCACGCUGGUAGACAAGCUCCGAAUGCGGUGGAUGCGCUGGUAGCUCAAGACGAGGUCAUGGCGACGAAGAAGCUGAGAAGGGAGAGCAAGCGAAGACGAACAGCAAUACGUCUGGAGACAGCACCUGAACCAUCAUCACGGCCUCAACGUACGACCCUGGACCUGCUCGUCGACUUCGCAGCGGAUCAGACGCUAGAUCAGCCCCGCGACCAAGUGGACUCGGAUCACAUGGACCAGAAACCAGACACGGAGAGUCUCCACAGCUAUACGACUGGUGGAGGAGCGUCAAAAGGCGCGGUACGGAAGGGAGAAGUCCCAUCGUAUGCCUUUGACUGGGCGCCUGGAUUGCCCGGGACGUGGAUGUACGGUACCCCUCAUAUGAACGAGACGCCCCGCCCACCAGAUAUCGAACCAGCACCGAAAGUCACAUCCGGCUCUAUGGACUUUGUCAAAUCCACCACGGUCGUCGGGGAGAACAUCCCGCCAGAGCUGGGGAUCGUCCAUUUCCUUAAGACGGGCGAUAGGAGCAAGCGGCGGCGUGCGGGAUUGAGUGCGAGCGCCGUCGGAACGGGCAUAGUCGGACCCGGAGGGGAGAUGUAG
This is a messenger RNA of Dioszegia hungarica, 810 nucleotides long. RefSeq lists its product as uncharacterized. Gene Ontology annotation, molecular function: protein heterodimerization activity. NCBI's taxonomy places the organism in Eukaryota, Fungi, Basidiomycota, Tremellomycetes, Tremellales, Bulleribasidiaceae. The transcript is spliced from 4 exons. The record is from RefSeq and is a predicted model, not a curated record. Bases 1 to 810 code for a protein of 269 amino acids.